Tigriopus californicus is the source of this 2530-nucleotide messenger RNA. RefSeq names its product endoplasmic reticulum mannosyl-oligosaccharide 1,2-alpha-mannosidase-like (gene alpha-Man-Ib). Gene Ontology annotation, cellular component: membrane; endoplasmic reticulum. Gene Ontology annotation, biological process: N-glycan processing; carbohydrate metabolic process. The transcript is spliced from 8 exons. The coding region runs from base 509 to 2380 and encodes 623 amino acids. The record is from RefSeq and is a predicted model, not a curated record. Gene Ontology annotation, molecular function: mannosyl-oligosaccharide 1,2-alpha-mannosidase activity; calcium ion binding. Lineage: Eukaryota; Metazoa; Arthropoda; Copepoda; Harpacticoida; Harpacticidae.
CAUAUCAAUCGUAAUCCUCUGCCAAAAAACACAAAUGCAACCCGCCAGCCCUUUUUCAUAUCCAUUCUCUUUGAGCCCGAUUCGUGUUCACUUCAUAGGAAUUAUAUUUCACCUCUUUUUUAACUUUUUUACUCGGAUCUUUUUAUGGGAAUUUUCUCAUGGUCCUAGCUUAGAGUUCAGUGCCCAGACCCGCUGUCAUUCUGCACUGCCGUGUCGUACUUUCUCCUGGCCCCGCUGUCACUGACUUCUUGAUCAAACACACUAUCUUGACGCUUCUAAAUUCAAUACUUGUACAGGACAAUUGUGCUAGUGUACUAGGCAACUAAAGACACAUAGCACUCUCACACUCAGAUAAGAGAAGACCAAUCGAUGUGAAGGAUUGGUUGAAUUGCGCAAUAAAUGAGGCUUUGUAAUAUCCAUUAUCAUCCUACAUUACUGUAUUACCCAUUCCGGAGUGUUUUCGUUGAGCUCAUGAGCUUCGGCUCCGUUUCUCAGUGGCUUGGAAUCAAUGGCAGCCAUGUAUCUUGCCACACCUCCUACGGGUGGCUCUCUGGAGUCCCUCCAACCACGUGGGCUCAAUUCUCGGACGGUUUCUCUUUGGCGGACCUGGAAACGGCUCUCGAGAUGCCAACGGAGCAUUUGUUAUAUGAUCAUAACAGUUUUAGCCGUGAUCGUCCUCUAUUCCUACAUGAUGCGAGAUGAAGCCAUGCGGAUUCCAGACCUCACUCAAUACGAUCCCAAAGCUCCUGAGAUGCCUCUUUCCGCCGUAUUGGAUGACGAUACUCGACAAAAGAAGGCGUUGAACAAAGUGGAACGGGUCCACAAUGCCAUUCAAGUCCCCGUGGACGAGAAACAAAACAUGGCCCAAGAGGCAGUCGACGAUUAUCAUGGCGAUGAUGAUGAUAAUGAAGGAGUGGACGCACCCGAAGAAAACGGCAACGAUAGCAAUCAGGCGGGCGAGGACAAAGACGAUGAUGAUCCACAUAAUGGCCAGCAGGCGAAAUCUCUCAAGUUCGAAGGACCUCAGAAUGAACGGCAAAAAGCUGUGGUCGAGGCCUUCCAACACGCGUGGAAAGGCUAUCGCACCUAUGCUUGGGGUCACGAUCACCUGCGACCCAUUUCGAAAUCGGCCCAGAACUGGUUCGGUCUGGGCUUGACCAUCGUGGACUCGUUGGACACAAUGUGGAUCAUGAAUUUGCAAAGCGAGUUCCGGGAAGCCCGAGAUUGGGUGGAAAGCACGUUAGAUUUCGGGGUGAACAAGGAUGUCAACUUUUUCGAGACCACGAUUCGUGUUCUUGGGGGUCUUCUGGGAGCGUUCCAUCUGAGUGGAGACGCCAUGUUCGUGGACAAGGCCAAGGACUUGGGUGAUCGUCUCAUGGGCGCGUUCUCAUCUCCCACGGGCAUUCCAUAUUCGGACGUCAAUCUCAGGUCCAGUCGAGGUCAUGUCCCCCAAUGGAGCUCGGAUAGUAGCACAUCUGAGGUGUCCACGAUUCAAUUGGAGUUUCGAGAUUUGUCUCGAUGCACGGGUAUCAACACGUACGAAGAUGCGGCGGAGAAUGUGUCCAAGAAAAUCCACGAUCUUCCAAAAACGGAAGGAUUGGUCCCGAUCUUCAUCAACGCAAACACGGGGAAGUUUCGUGCCCAAUCCACCAUUACCUUGGGAGCCAGAGGUGAUUCUUACUAUGAGUACUUGUUAAAGCAGUGGAUCCAAACGGGCAAAACGCAGGAAUACCUCAAACAAGAUUACGUGACCUCCAUACAAGGUAUGAAUCAUCGCUUAGCCAAACGAACCGUGCCCAACAAUCUAUUGUACUUCGGGGAAAUCCUUAGCGGUGGACGCUCCUUCAAGCCUAAAAUGGAUGAAUUGACAUGCUUCCUUCCGGGAACCUUAGCCCUUGGAGUGCACAAUGGCUUGUCCAAAGAUCACCUUGUAAUUGCUGAAGAAUUAGCCUAUACUUGUUACUUGACCUUUGCCCGCCAACCCACGCAUUUGGCCGCGGAAAUCACCUACUUCAAUUCGGAUUCGGCCUCGCAAAUGGAUUUUUAUGUCAAAUCCAACGACGCACAUUAUUUGCUUCGCCCAGAGACCAUCGAAGGCCUCUAUUACCUCUAUUACUUCACGGGCAACACCACCUACCAGGAUUGGGGUUGGAAGAUCUUCCAGGGUAUCGAGAAAUACACCAAAGUGAGGAAUGGGUAUACUACCAUUGGUAAUGUGAAAAAUGCCGUGGAUAUUAGACCCAAGGAUAUGAUGGAGUCCUACUUCCUUGGCGAAACUCUCAAAUAUUUAUACCUCCUCUUUGCUGACCGCCAUGAGAUUGAUCUCGAUCGAUGGGUUUUCAACACGGAGGCCCAUCCAUUGCCUAUAAGGUCGUACUAGAAGAACAAUGCUAUCCAAACAAUUGUCUCAUGUCACAUCCAGUAACAUAUUCAUUUUGGCUUUCUAUUUUUCAAGCAUGUCCUCUCUGUGAUAUUUGUCAAUUCAGGCGGUUUAAUUCGCAAAUAAAUUCGUACUGAAGUCCCAAUCAAA